UUUUUCAGUCUACAGUCUUAUUAUUGUGUUAUCAAUGUGCGAGAUAAGUGAGUAUUUUCCUGGAGAUACUCCACUAAUUGCUGCAACUUCGCGUGUUGAAAUUAUUAUGAAUAAUGGGAUAUUGAUCGCAGGAUUGAUAUUAACCAUUUCAUUUGUACCAAGAAGUCGAAGUUGUCUUCACGGUAAAACCGGUGAUGGCUUAUCUCUUGCCAAUUGCACGAAUUUGAAUUAUCACGAAAUACCAAAGUUACCCGCCGAUAUUCAAGUUGUAGAUUUAUCAAAAAACCCUAAUUUGGAGCUACGACGAUAUUUUCUGUUGGAUUACGCCGAUACGUUGGUACGGUUAAUACUUCGCGAAAACGCGUAUGUCAGAAGACACAGCUAUGGUGGACCCGGUGGCGAACCCUUGGACGUUUUUUCAAAACUAACCAAUUUAGAAGAAUUUGAUUUUUCUGCAUCUGAGUUAGAGAGCAAUCAUCAGUGGGUAUUACCGAAAGCACUGAAGAAAUACUCCGUUAACGAUAACCUCUACAGAUUUCUUGAUGUUCACUGGUGUGAUGAAUUGGAGGAGCUAAGCGUAAAUAAUAAUUACCUCGAAGAGUUGCCAAAAUUCCAUUCUCCUCUACCACCGUUGAAAAUUUUACGUGGGAAAGGUAAUCCUUUCGAUAAAUUGAAGCUGGUAGAGGUGGCACGGUUUUGCUACUUGAUGGAAUUACAGUUGGAGCCGCCAGAUUAUGCCUUCCUUAGAAAAUCAGAGGGAUUUUGUGACUGCACAUUACUCAAGUAUUAUGCUAAAGAAAUGGAAAUUAAAGGACUCGAUACGUUGCUGUGUUUUCCAGCUCCGGAAACGCAGAAAGAAAAAUGUUCAAAUGACACAUUAAUUGAAGCUAGAAAAAUUCGUAAAACUUGUCCGUUGCUCACAAAAGGAACAUUAUCAUCCUCGAUAGCAAAAAUAUUGAAGAUUGUUUUCUUCUUCACUUUAUUCUUGCUUCUUCUCGCCGCUGUGAUUUUAUACAUUAUUAGACAUUUUCAUUUGAAAGAAUGGUGGGCUGCCCAUCACGCAGCGCAAUCGAAAAUCAAAAUGGAGGAAGAAGAAGAACAGUCACUUCAAACGCAGGAAUCCGCGAGUGAAGGAAGCAUUAAAGAAGGUAGCAUAAGUAGUAAAGAGGGAAGCAUAAGUACUUCUGAAUGAAAAAGGAUUUCAACCUUUGUAUUUCCUCUUUCACUAAAGAAGGCCAUCCUCAUAAAAUGAAAUUGCUUAUAGAUCUAGACGACGGUAACCAUGAAGAAUUGAAGCUAGAAAUACAACGAUUCAUUAGAGUUGUGGUGCACGUGUACCAGCGGAAAUGCCGAGACCCGAACUGCUCAAUAUCUGACUGCCAACUCGUAAAAGAAGUAUUCCUACAUUUGAUACACUGCAAAGUGCCUGCGGAUGAUUGCGUAUUUUGCAUACGUGUGAUAACGGCUAUACGCUAUCAUGCCGUAUAUUGUAAAGACACAAAAUGUCUUGUGCCUGGAUGCCUACAGAAACGGUAUGGAUUUCAGCAAGGAUUCAAACUAUUACAACAAGCCCAAUCGUCACAUGGUUGUAUGAGAAUUUCGAGCAAUGCCGCAAUAGGUGUGCCGUCCAGUCCAGAAGCCGCAUCGUCCCUCUCCCAUAAUCGUCGAGGCUUGCAAAAACCCGUGCAAACUGUGCAAAUGUUACAACCACCACAAAUGGUGUCAGGUGGCCCAGUAAAGUGGCGGCUCGAUGAACCAGAAUGUGAUAGAACUUCAGCCAGUGUUGGUUGUUUAAAAUUCAGUUGCUUAAAACGUUGUUUAAAGGGCUUAUUUCAUUGGGCAAGUUCACUAGCUACAACUAACAAGAACUGCAAUAAAUCACAAAGGCGACCCGCUCAGCAGUAACUUUAGAAGUGUCCAAUUUGAACCAUCUACCAUAGUCCGUAACCAAAAAAAAAAACAAAAAAUCAUUUAAAUUUUCUCUUCGUUAGUCGUUGUCGUCAACUCUGCAGAGCGAAUGUCGCCCCUCUGACGUUAGGUUAUGUGUUUAAUUCUUGGACUUUGCUAGAUCAUCAAUUUAUAUUUUUACAUUGUAUUCUCUACUCUUGGAAUUUUAUCAGAAGUACCUACGAAAAAGACUCGCCUUCGUUUCUUUAUAGGUACUAUUGUUUGUGUAGCCCAUGUUAAAUUUUUAAAUUUUUUUCAAAUACCUACACGCAAACUUGAGCUGUUCUUUAGUAAUAAUAAAUUUUUUUCAUUCUUCGAGUAGGCUUUUCAUUUGUAACCAAAAACCAAUUAUAAUAAUCAAAAAUGAUUUUCUUAAAAUAAGAACCAUAAGUGAUCCUCACUCUUGAAAAAUUGUGUUUUUCAGAUUAACCCAAAACCAAUAAUAAUUUAAUUCAAUAAUUAUUGGUUAAUUUUUUACAUUUUUUCAUGCAAUUUUUCUUCUACUUAUUUUCUUUUUAUAACCUUCAUUUUUUUAUUUCUGAAAUUCAAAUAAUUUGAACUCUGAUCUGAAUUUUGAAAUGAGUUAUUAUUAUUUUUUUUAGAAUAUUUUUACGUAGGUACCUAUAUUUUAUUUUGAUUUUUUCACCCAAUUUCAAUUAUUUUUGAAAAUCACAAUGUUUUACACUAAAAAUAGCGAGAAAAAAUGAAAAAACCAAAAUAACCAAAAAACGUUACAAAAAACCAAUUAUGGAGAUGAAAAACCAUAACCAAAAACGGCAAAAACGCAUCUUAAUAUUGAAAUGUUUCAUAGAUAACAUAAACGAAUACGAUUCUAAUAAAGACGAUGAAUUUGAAGAUGAAAA
Molecule: messenger RNA, 2810 nt
Organism: Planococcus citri (citrus mealybug)
Lineage: Eukaryota; Metazoa; Arthropoda; Insecta; Hemiptera; Pseudococcidae
Exons: 8
Coding region: 35-1192 (385 amino acids)
Source: RefSeq, a predicted model, not a curated record